This is a messenger RNA of Passer domesticus (house sparrow), 818 nucleotides long. RefSeq names its product centrosomal protein 19 (gene CEP19). The transcript is spliced from 3 exons. Gene Ontology annotation, biological process: microtubule anchoring at centrosome; trans-Golgi to periciliary membrane compartment transport. Gene Ontology annotation, cellular component: ciliary basal body; centrosome; centriole. Bases 12 to 650 code for a protein of 212 amino acids. Lineage: Eukaryota; Metazoa; Chordata; Aves; Passeriformes; Passeridae. The record is from RefSeq and is a predicted model, not a curated record.
GCGGCGGCGCCAUGGCAACCGGCCGGGGAGGCAGGGCCGGGCCGGGGGAGGAGCGGGAGCGGGAGGAGGAGGAGGAGGGAGAAGAAGGGGAAGAAGGGGAAGAAGAGGCUUUCUGCGCCGCCCGAGGGAAAGCUGCUGCAGGCUCUGAUGGAGGCAGGAUGCCUUUCAGUGCACAGAAAUGUGGGAUCUGCUUCCAGCCCCCGUCCAUCAUCCUCAUCUACAGAGACAACAGCCAGGACAAGACUCGCCAGCGCAUCAUGCCCGUCAGGAAUUUCUCCAGGUUCUCAGACUGCAGCAGGGCUGCCGAGCAGCUGAAGAACAACCCUCGGCACAAGGCCUACCUGGAAGGGGUCUCGCUGCACCAGCUCCAGAAGCUCUACAGCUUGCUGAGAGGCCAUUUGGAAGGACACAGCCUGUCUGAGAGCUUGGAAAGGUUUCAUCAGGAAGAGACCAUUGACCCAGAGGAGGAUAUGAACAAACUGGAUGAUAAGGAACUGGCCAAAAGGAAGAGCAUCAUGGACAAGGUCUUUGAAAAGAACAGGAAGAAGAAGGAUGACCCCGACUUCGUUUACAACGUUGAGGUGGAUUUCCCACAGGAUGAGCAGCUGGAGUCCUGUGCUUGGGACAUGGAGUCAGAUGAAGAGAUCUGAUUCCAGACAAAGACUGGCAGUUCAGAGACAAAUCUCAGCGUCCCAGCAGAGAGAAGAAUGCCAUCAUACAUUGGCUCAGGAGAACCCAAGGUGCCACAGCAAUCCCAGGCCUAAGUGAGCUUUGUUUAAGAAGCCAGACUUGAUUAAAUAGAAACUGCAUAGCUGAAA